Messenger RNA from Heterobasidion irregulare TC 32-1, 1876 nucleotides. RefSeq lists its product as uncharacterized. The record is from RefSeq and is a predicted model, not a curated record. Lineage: Eukaryota; Fungi; Basidiomycota; Agaricomycetes; Russulales; Bondarzewiaceae. The transcript has 4 exons. Gene Ontology annotation, molecular function: IMP dehydrogenase activity. Gene Ontology annotation, biological process: GTP biosynthetic process. Bases 41 to 1702 code for a protein of 553 amino acids. Gene Ontology annotation, cellular component: cytoplasm.
CUGAAAACCUCUUCUCUCCCCCCAACAAAAUUCUUUCGUCAUGCCCGCAGCAGCCUCAAAGACCUACCUUGAUCCUUCGACCGCUUUCAGGGUGCUCCAGAGCUACCCGAAAUCCGAUGGGCUCUCGGUUUCGCAGCUUAUGGACUCGAAUGUCCACGGAGGUCUCACUUACAACGACUUCCUCAUGCUCCCAGGGAAAAUCGACUUCUCUGCCAGUCAAGUCAACACCGAAAGCAAAAUUACGCGCAAUGUCGUGCUGAAGACUCCGUUUAUGAGCAGCCCAAUGGACACUGUCACGGAGGCAGAGAUGGCUAUUUCUUUGGCGCUUCUGGGAGGAAUAGGCGUGAUCCAUCACAACCAGUCGCCUGCUGCACAGGCUGCUAUGGUCCGUGCGGUCAAACGCCACGAGAAUGGGUUCAUUACCGAUCCCGUUGUUCUCUCUCCUGAGCAUCACGUUGAGGAUGUCCUUGAUGUGAAAUCACGACUUGGUUUUUGCGGUAUCCCGAUCACUGAUACUGGUGCCUUGGGAGGUCAGCUCAUCGGCAUCGUCACGUCUCGCGACGUCCAAUUCCAAUCACCGACUGUCCGCCUUGCCGAUGUGAUGACCACUGAGCUCAUCACAGCCCCCGAAGGCGUGACUCUUUCUGAAGCCAACGAUAUCCUCCGUGACUCCAAAAAGGGUAAAUUGCCCAUCGUCGACUCAAAAGGCAGCCUCGUCUCCCUUUUGGCUCGUUCAGAUCUGCUCAAAAACCAGACUUAUCCCCUCGCAUCGAAACGUCCUGAAAGCAAGCAAUUGUACUCUGCGGCAGCUAUUGGGACUCGGCCUGCCGACCGGGAACGUCUGUCUCUGCUCGUCGAGGCGGGUCUCGACAUUGUUGUCCUCGACUCCUCGCAGGGUAAUUCGGUUUUCCAAGUCGAUAUGAUCCAGUGGAUCAAGCAGACCUACCCUCAUAUCGAGGUGAUUGCUGGGAACGUUGUCACCCGUGAGCAGGCAGCGACUCUCAUCGCUGCAGGCGCAGACGGUCUUCGUGUUGGGAUGGGUUCUGGCUCCAUUUGCAUCACGCAGGAGGUUAUGGCUGUCGGGCGGCCUCAGGCGACUGCCGUCUUCGCUGUCGCCGAAUUCGCGAACAAGUUUGGUGUGCCCGUCAUCGCCGAUGGCGGUAUCUCGAAUGUCGGUCAUAUUGUCAAGGCACUUGCGCUUGGUGCGGGUGCUGUGAUGAUGGGUGGCCUUCUUGCCGGCACCACGGAGGCGCCGGGCGAGUACUUCUAUCACGAGGGAAAACGCGUCAAAGCCUACCGUGGCAUGGGUUCUCUAGAGGCGAUGGAGCAGGGCAAGCCUGGCCCUACUUCGGCUGUGACCAACGGCACGUCAAAAUAUCCAUCGCCGCCUUCGAAGACUCAAGCCAACUCUCACGUGCACGAGAACGCUGCGACUACUCGUUACUUCUCGGAAUCAUCGGCCGUGAAGGUUGCUCAGGGCGUAUCGGGCGAUGUGCAGGAUAAAGGGAGCGUGAAAGAUUUCUUACCCUACCUCUACGCAGGCCUCCAGCACUCGUUCCAAGAUAUUGGUGUGCGGAGUGUGAAGGAGCUUAGAGAGGGCGUCGACAGUGGGAAGGUGAGGUUUGAAUUGCGCACAGCCAGUGCGCAAGUUGAGGGUGGCGUACACGGAUUGAACUCGUAUACGAAACGCCUGUUUGCAUGAGUGUAUGUACUGUAAUUUUUGUAUUUGCACACCGGCUUGUAUCCCUUCCGCGUGAUAGCUUUCGCUUUGCUUUGUUGUCACUGUCUCUAUCACGCCCUAUCACAUCAUCAUCAUCUGCACUAGAAAUAUUUAUAAUGCAGCCCACGCGAUCGCAAGCAGGCGUUUUUCAUAUCC